Emiliania huxleyi CCMP1516 is the source of this 1071-nucleotide messenger RNA. RefSeq lists its product as hypothetical. Lineage: Eukaryota; Haptophyta; Isochrysidales; Noelaerhabdaceae. The coding region runs from base 1 to 1071 and encodes 356 amino acids. Gene Ontology annotation, molecular function: NAD(P)H dehydrogenase (quinone) activity; flavin adenine dinucleotide binding. The record is from RefSeq and is a predicted model, not a curated record. The transcript has 8 exons.
AUGGCCACACUCUUCCGCCUCUCCGCUCUCGCCUACCUCUCGCCGCCCUCAGCCGCCGCCACAGGCAUCCGCACACAGCCGGUCUCCGCCGUUGCUCGCUGGGAUCCGAGUGCCGACGCCGACGCAAGCGCGGCCCGGCAGCUCGAUAUUGAACCGCUCGACGCGAGCAAUGCCAGGCUGCUCGACGCGGUCCACCCUCGACGCUGGACGGACCCGUCGCCGCCCGAAGUGUACGACCUUGUCGUCAUUGGCGCGGGCGCGGGCGGGCUCGUGUCGGCCAAGCAGGCGGCGCGGCGCGGCGCUCGCUCCUGCCUGAUCUCGGAGGCGCUCGCUAGAGCACUAGCGCUGCUCCGUGCCGCGCGCGCCGUGAGGGAGGUGCGCCGAGCAGAGGAGUUUGGAGUGCGGCUCUCGGCGCCUCCGGCGGUCGACUUUGCGGCCUUCGAGAGCUGGCAGAAGCACGUGCCGGCGGUGAUGCAGAGGCUGAGGGCGAAGCGGGCGCAGAUCGCUCCCGCCGACUCGCACGAGGGCACCAACGCGGCGGGCGCCGACGUGUACCAAGGGCGAGGCCGCUUCACCGGCCGCAACACUGUCGAGGUGAACGGCAAGGUCCUCCGCUUCCGGAAGGCAGUCAUCGCAACAGGCGGCCGACAGACGGCGGCGCUGGCUGGCGUGACCGUGCGCUACAACGCGACUGUCGAGAGGGAGGGCUGGGCGCUGGAGUGCGACGCGCUGCUCGUGGCGACGGGCAGAGAGCCAAACACCGGCGGCUUGAGCUGCGGGGGCGGCGGAGGCGAGAUGUGCGAGAAGUGUCCACCGGACGUGUCCCGGCACGUCCCUGUCGACGAGCUCCUCGCGACCAGCAACCCGGACGUGUACGCGGCGGGCGACGUCGUCUCGGGCACGCCUCGUCUGACCCAUGUCGCCGGAGAGCACGCCAAGGUGGCCGUCGAGAAUGCGCUCUUUGGCGGCGCGUGGCGGCACACGUCGCUCGUCGUGCCCUCCGUGAUCUACACCGAGCCCGAGGCGCCGCGAGAUCGCCUCCAGAUCGCCGCCAAAUCGCCCGAAGAGUGA